Mizuhopecten yessoensis (Yesso scallop) is the source of this 1452-nucleotide messenger RNA. Its product is annotated as D-beta-hydroxybutyrate dehydrogenase, mitochondrial-like. Lineage: Eukaryota; Metazoa; Mollusca; Bivalvia; Pectinida; Pectinidae. The record is from RefSeq and is a predicted model, not a curated record. Bases 246 to 1376 code for a protein of 376 amino acids. The transcript is spliced from 7 exons.
ACGGUACCCCUUUUCGGCCUCUCUUGCCAGGGUCAAGGAUUCCUGCAGUCGCUAGUGACAGACAAGUGUCGUGCGUCCUUUGUAUCUCUCCUACCAGCACUGGUUGUUUAUUUGGCAACCGGUACAUCCACCGACACAUACUUGACCGACUUUCCUCACACACGAGCACUCAAUAUUGUUUUUUUUCUCAAGACUGGAGGUGAAGGAGACCUUUUUUGCCAUAACACAAACGUAGGCCCGGCAUCAUGACAGUGUUCUUCAGUCAUACCAGUGUGAAGCAGUUUGUGGCGGUGCACCUGUUUGAGGUGGGCUAUCUUGGUGUACUGGCCGUGCUUCCUUUCCUGGUUGCCAAGCCUCUCGUAGGAUUGUCCAUUCUAGCUGUACUGGCUUUUCUCAGCUUAAGUGCUAUAUGGAGAAUGCUUACAUUCCGGUGCGUGCCCAAUCUGGAGACAAGGUCUGUGCUCAUCACUGGCUGCGACACAGGCUUUGGCCAUGCUCUGGCUAAGCGUAUGGCUUCUGUGGGUGUGACUGUGUAUGCUGGUUGUCUAAACCCUGAAGGAGAGGGAGCCAAACUUCUUAACAAAGCAUCUUCAAGUGAAAACAUUCACAUCAUCCCACUCGAUGUCACAUCAGAAGAGUCUGUGAUGAAUGCUAUUGAUGUUGUAAAAAAGAAAACAAAAGAUGAAGGUCUGUGGUCACUGGUCAACAAUGCCGGGGUCAGUUGUCUGGUUGAUGUCGAAUUCUGUUCCAUGGAUAUGUACAAAAAUGUGACAGAUGUCAAUUUGCUUGGGACAGUAAGGGUUACCAAGGCUUGUCUCCCCCUGAUCAGGAAAGGUCAAGGGCGGGUCAUAAAUGUGACCAGUGCUGCCAUCUGUUACCCCUACCAGUCUGCCCACGCUAUGACAAAGGCAGGGUGUGAUGCCUUCUCCAACAGCCUACGUAGGGAAAUGCACAAGUUUGGUGUACGGGUGAUCACUGUAGAGCCAGGCAAUUUCUACGGGGCCACAGGAUUUCUUAACAAAUCCACUAUGACCGGUCUGGAGAAAGAACAAGAGCUGGUGUGGGAGAAGGCUCGGCCUGAGGUAAAGGCAACAUAUGGUGAGAACUAUUUCACUGGCGUACAGCAGUCCUUAUCCAGCUUUGCUGGGACCAGCUGUAACUCUCUGGGUCCAGUUGUGGACACGUUAGAGGAAGCCAUAGUGUCUACCAGGCCAGGAUCUCGCUACCUUGUGGACGGAAGCAGUCUGCUGUUUGAUGUACACAAUGUCCUCCUGAGACUGGGUUGGUUGAUACCUCAGCAGUGUGUGGACUACAUCCUAGAACGAGAAUUUUCCAGUAGUCAGUCUCCUCUUCUCAAAACCAAGAAAACCAGCUGACCUUGAUCAGCCUUCAGCCUAUUUAGUACAUGUUUAUUUAUUUAUGUGAUGUCUUGUAAUAAAUGUAAGCUCUAGA